Molecule: messenger RNA, 1574 nt
Organism: Chenopodium quinoa (quinoa)
Lineage: Eukaryota; Viridiplantae; Streptophyta; Magnoliopsida; Caryophyllales; Amaranthaceae
Product: mavicyanin-like
Exons: 2
Coding region: 889-1404 (171 amino acids)
Cellular component (GO): plasma membrane
Molecular function (GO): electron transfer activity
Source: RefSeq, a predicted model, not a curated record
GAACUAUAUGGUGAAUGAUGAUGCAACAUAAACUAAAUAUGGUGAAUAAAGGAGCAACGAGCAAUAUAAAUGACAUUGAUGAUCCCUUCUCUUGUUGAAUCUAGAGUUGCUAAUCUUUAAAUUAAGUUCAGCUUAUUCAUGUUGUUCUAUAAGAAAAACUUUUUUUUCCCCCAUCUUGUUUAUUGAAUGACUAAUUCCCCCUCCCUUAUUUGAUGACUUGACUUGAUCACAUAGUUUUUUUUUUUUUUUUUUUUUUUUUUUUGAUGGGUAGGUAGUACCGUAGUAUUUAUAUACUUCAUAUGUAUCUUGUUUAACACUGGUGCAUGAUUGAGCAAGUCUAAUUAAUAUGUCUAAAGCAUGAUUACUGUUGUUUUUAAUAAAAUACCUUCAAUAUUAAGAAUUCAUUGGAGAACAAAAAAACUACAGCCAACUUAUAUUCUUUUAAAAAUUCAACUAACUUCAAGGGUUGUGAAUAUGAGAAUUGUUGGGGGAAAUCUUCAAUGAACAAUGAUCUAGCUUGUUUGAUAGGCUGUAAUAAAAUAAAUAUAUUAAUAAAAAUAAAAGCCAUUAUAACAAAUUUAUGUACAGAAGAUUAUUUUGUAAAUAAAGUUCAUAAUUUGACAAAAAAAAAAAAAAAAAGGUUUUUCAUUUUUAAUGCUUAUAUACAAAUUUUUUAUUCAUAAACUAAUACAAAGGACUAAAAAAAUACAGAGUUUAUGCUUACAUCAUUACUUUUUAUAACAAAUUAACAACUAUCAAACAGACAGUUAAUUGUCUUGCCAUAUUAUAUUAUACAAGUAGAUAUCAUAUUUUUCCUUCCAACUACCCAUUCAUUAUUCUUCAUUUAAAGCAUCCGAUCCAUCAAUAAAAACCCAAAUAAAACAAGAUAUGGGUAUAACUAAAAAACCCAAAUCUUUCAACUACUUUUUGAAUCUAAUGAAACUUUUAUUAUUCAUUUCUUGUUUGUUCUUCACUAUUUCCAAAUCUGAAGUUAUCACAGUAGGUGGUGAGAACCGUUGGACUGAUGGUUUUGGCUAUGCUUCAUGGGCAGACAAACUCAAUUUCACUGUUGGUGAUGUUCUUGUGUUUAGUUACACAAAGGGAUCACAUAAUGUACUAGAUGUAACAAGGGCAGCAUAUCAAUCCUGUGAUAAUAGCAGUGGAGUGAAUGCUAAAUAUGAGACCGGUGAUGAUCAUAUCGAGCUCAAUGAGGCCAAGUCGUAUUGGUUUAUAUGCACGGUGGACUCGCAUUGUCGACUUGGGAUGAGAUUUGGGAUAAAUGUAUCAGCACCUGUCACAACUUCUGUUAACCAAACAGGGGACUCUUCUUCUAGGAGUAACAUUAAUGCAGGGUUUUACCUUCUUCUUGUUGGAAUUAUGUCCAUGUUAAUCUUUAUUGUAUGAUAAAAUUUUGAUUUAAUUUGUAUGAUUUUUUUUUUUUUUUUGUAAUAGAUAAAGGAUGAAGAACAACAAUGUGUAGAUUGAAUUUGGUGGAUUUUUUCUUGAAGAAAAUCUUGUAAUGAUGCUUGACUUUUUGCUUAAAUUUUAAGAGAUUGACUUAGUUAUUUUUUAUU